Messenger RNA from Pomacea canaliculata, 1686 nucleotides. Its product is annotated as glutathione peroxidase 1-like. Lineage: Eukaryota; Metazoa; Mollusca; Gastropoda; Architaenioglossa; Ampullariidae. The transcript is spliced from 3 exons. Gene Ontology annotation, molecular function: glutathione peroxidase activity. Bases 574 to 1299 code for a protein of 241 amino acids. The record is from RefSeq and is a predicted model, not a curated record. Gene Ontology annotation, biological process: response to oxidative stress.
GAAGGUUUCUAUGUACCGGCACCCACCCCUCACCCUAGUUAACUUUCAGCAGCAUUUCAUUGCGGUUUCAGAGGGGGCGGUGGCUGUCCGCUGGCUUAUGGACGAGUUCAAACACCUCUGCGGAUCUAAUUCCCUAUCCAAUCUUCGAGGGCGCUGACACCGGCUGCCUGAGGACAAAACUUGUUACGGGUGCCCUGCAGUCCACGGGGGUUAAAAUACGGUAGGCAGAACCACAAGGAGUCGAGCGGUAGAAGUCUCUUGCUGUCAACCAACCAGCAAAGGGUUUAAAACUUUAACAAAUAACAUAAUGCAAAUAGUGAAGUGAAGAUAAGAGCGUGCUUUUUCCGACAUUUUUGUAAACUAGAAAGAUACAAUGACUAGGACAUGCCACCCGGGGUGAUCAUGCUGACCUGAACAGACCGCGCAAGUGACACGGAGAUCAGUUGUUUGGGCUGCAGUUGGAACAAAGGCCAGGACGAAAAACCUUCGUUAACUCCGGUGGAUACAAGAUCACAUGGUGGAACAUCAAAGAAUAAAAGAAACUAUCGAGUCAGCUAUCCCUCAAACUGAACAAUGAAUAACAAAAGCCGAAAUUUAUCAUUGACCAAAGCCAGCCAGCAAAUCAACGCUGUCACGUGCCUCUUUGGAGGGAGGCCUGUUCCGGCUUCUUCAGUUUCGUCAUUCUACCAACUGUCGGCACCCCUCAUCAACGGGCGCAUGGAGCCACUCUCUAGGCACGAAGGUCGGGUGUGCCUCGUAGUGAACAUGGCUUCCGCUGACCCUACCACUAGGCAAGAGCUCAUGCAGCUCAAUGAUUUGGUGACUGUAUUCGGCCCACAUGGUCUGAGUGUGCUGGUGUUCCCCUGCAACCAGUUCGGAGGCUUGGAGCCGUUCUACAACGACGAGAUUCCUUUGAUCCUCCAGAAUGUGCGGCCAGGAGCCAAGUUCGAGACAAAGUUUCAACUCUUCGCCAAGUGUGAGGUAAACGGAAGCAGCGCCAGUCCUGUAUACGAAUACCUCAAAGUCAAGCUGCCUCUUCCAACCAACGACGACUCUGUGCUGUCACAUGACAGUCAACAUCCAGCAACAUGGAAGCCAGUCACGCGCUAUGACGUAAGUUGGAACUAUGAAAAAUUUGUGGUCUGCUACGACGGCCAACCCUCGAAGAGGUUCACCAACAAGGUGUCCUAUGAACUAAUUCGUAAAGAAGUAGAGAGCUGCCUCAGGAAAAUUCCCAAAUCUGUUCGAGAGCAUCAUGGGUUCACACCUUUUGAGACACUGUUACAUACCUACAGGUAGGCGAAAUUCGUAAGAAAACUUUUACCUGCAAGAAUGCCAGAAGAAACGCCGAGUUUUUUUGAAAAAGCAAAAAAACAUUUGUUCUCCUUAGUUUGAAAACUUCUUGGUAGUUGGUGGUCUACAAAACAAGAAACAAACAAGAAAAAAAUGAAGACAUCUGAAUUUCAAGAGGUGUUUGACAGUUAUUUAAAAAAUCAGUCGAAGGACAAUGUGUUUUUCGUAAAUAUGCUUUGAAGGAUUUUUUUUUUCGUGUCCAUUCUGUUUUUUUGUGUGACUCAAGUAAUAUGGUUGUGAAAUAUUUCUUCUAGCCAAAUAUUUCUAUGUAUGUGCGUAUGAGUGUGUGUGUGUGUGACUGUGGAAGAGUGCCUGAAACAUAUACACACACGC